This is a messenger RNA of Hevea brasiliensis (rubber tree), 6162 nucleotides long. RefSeq lists its product as uncharacterized. NCBI's taxonomy places the organism in Eukaryota, Viridiplantae, Streptophyta, Magnoliopsida, Malpighiales, Euphorbiaceae. Bases 271 to 3579 code for a protein of 1102 amino acids. The record is from RefSeq and is a predicted model, not a curated record. Gene Ontology annotation, molecular function: protein serine/threonine kinase activity; ATP binding; protein serine/threonine phosphatase activity. Gene Ontology annotation, cellular component: cytosol; nucleus. The transcript is spliced from 22 exons. Gene Ontology annotation, biological process: protein phosphorylation; mitotic DNA damage checkpoint signaling; protein dephosphorylation.
AAACUCAAGCUUUCGCCACCGGAUCUUCUGUGGGGCGCCCGUAUUGCCGUUUGACUGCCAAAUGUUUAUUUUGCAAAUACGACGGCGUUUUAGCCCGAAAUGGCAGUUGAUGACAGCAUGGGCUGUUGUCUGUUAAUUUCGGCCGAAGAGAGCUCUCGAACACGCGCACGAAUCAGUCCUUUUCCUCUCAUCUGACAAAUUCCCUUUUCCCGGAUUGAUUUCUAUGAUAUCGAAUUUUCAAUGAGGAUCGAUAAAUUAAUUUAACGGAUCAUGAUGGUUGCAUUUAAUUGGAAGCUUUUAGUUGUAGGGUUUGUUAUCACCCUACAUGCAAAGACACGAUGUGGCGGAGAAUCGUUGACGUGUUUGACGGUGUACAAAGAAGGUGGUGCUCCGGCAGUGUUCCAAUCCACCAAAUGCCCUCGCUGGAAUUUCCCAAAUUACGAUUCUCGAUCACGCACAACCACCACUGCAACCGGCAGCACCCGUUGCCAAUCGGCCUUGCUUCAGGGUCGAAGGAAGUCUCAGGAGGACCGCAUCCUCUGUGCUCUUGACGUUCGCAUUCCUUUCCCUGGUAAAACUGGGCUUAAGGAGGUUACAGUUGGAAUCGUGGCUGUUUUUGAUGGUCACAAUGGUGCUGAGGCUAGUGAGAUGGCCUCGAAGUUUUUGUUGGAGUAUUUUGCUUUGCAUACCUAUUUUCUUUUGGAUGCUACAUAUUCUUUUGCGUUCAAGAAAUCUGCAGGAAGAUUACCUAGUAAGGGAGAAAAGGAUGCUGUUUUUCAGGUGUUAAAUUGGGAUGAAGAACUUGGUCGGCAUGAGCUGAACUUUGAUAGGUCUACAUUUUCAUUGCCAGAAAAUUUUGAUGAUUCUUUUCAUUUGGAAAUUUUGAAGGAAGCAUUAUUGAGGGCUAUCCGUGAUAUUGAUGCCACAUUUUCUAAAGCAACAUCUAGAAGAAAUCUUGAUUCGGGUUCUACAGCCACCAUUGUACUGAUAGCAGAUGGUCAAAUUUUAGUUGCCAAUAUUGGAGAUUCAAAGGCUCUUUUGUGCUCUGAAAAAUUUCAGUCUUCUGCAAAGGCAAAAGCCAAUUUAUUAAGGUUGUACAGAGAGCGGAGACGUGAUGGAGCUGUUUUUCCUACAAGGUAUCAUGACAACAUUAAAUUGAUUGCAUCCAAUGGACUGACAUAUUUUAUUGUCGAGGAAUUGACUAGAGACCAUCAUCCAGAUAGAGAUGAUGAAAAGUUUCGAGUGGAAACUGCUGGCGGAUAUGUUCAUGAGUGGGGUGGAGUCCCUCGAGUAAAUGGUCAGUUGGCUGUUUCCCGAGCUAUCGGCGAUGUGUAUUUUAAGAGUUAUGGUGUUAUAUCUGCACCUGAAGUGACAGAUUGGCAACCUCUUACCACAAAUGAUACAUAUCUGGUGGUUGCAUCUGAUGGCAUGUUUGAAAAGUUGAGUGUACAGGAUGUUUGUGAUCUACUCUGGGAAGUACAUACUCAUGGAACUGAGAGAUCAGAUCUUUCUUCUUCAUGUUCACAUUCAUUAGCUGAAUGUUUAGUAAACACUGCUUUUGAAAAGGGCAGUGUGGACAACGUGGCAACUGUUGUUGUUCCAUUAGGAGCUAUUGCAAUUCCUCAAAACCUGCCAAGGGAAAGGUGUGUUGGAGAUGGAGACAUAGAUUGCUCAUUUAUAGGGCUAAAGAAGUUCAUGCAUGAGCAAUCAGCUAAUGAUGCCACUUCUGACCUACUACAAUUGACACAUGGACAUCCACUUAUUGCAAAGUUUGACAGGUUAUUGGUUGAAGGAAAGCGUGGGAAUUUUGGAUGUUAUUUUUUGUCAGAGAACUUAAAUAAUAUGGAUACACUGCGAGCUCAAAAUAAUGACAAAGAAAAUUAUGUCUAUGGCCUACCUCAGGCUCUACCAGAGGCCUUCAGUAACCAGUAUGGUGGACCUCUGAAUUUGUAUAAUGACCUGAAUUUGUGCUUAAAUUUUGGGAUGACUGUUGGAGUUAAAGAUCAAUGCACUAAUCCUGAAGACUUUGCUAGUUUCCUUGGUUUGCUCGAGUCUAUUCCUUUCCAUGACACUGGUUCAAAAUUUGGAUCAACUGAGUAUGCAGCGCCUGACUUAAGAUAUGUACUAAAGAAAAGGUUUGGUCAAGGAUCAUAUGGUGAAGUAUGGUUGGCUUUUUAUUGGAACUGUCAUCAAGAUAGGAAUGCUUCAAGAUGGACUGGAAAAAAUGAAAAUAUCUCAUUUACUAGUUGUUCUGAUGCAAAUAGAAGAAGUUCGUCUCGUAGUACUACUCAAGACUGCAAUGCUAGUUCUCUGGAUGAUGACUUGUUCAUUUUGAAACGUAUAAUGGUGGAGAGAGGAGCUGCUGUUUACUUAAGUGGUCUACGGGAGAAAUAUUUUGGUGAAGUGUUCCUAAAUGCCUCCAGGUGUCUUGGAGGUUUACUAUCAGAUGGAAUCACAGCCCCUUUAUUGGAAGAAUUGGAAUCAGAUUUUGAUGACCUAUUAGAAUCAAAUGAAUUAUUCAAUGGAUCAAGGAACAGUUGGAAUUUUGAAAAUAUGUUUCCCAACAAAUUUAGACUGCAGAGAGCUGCUUUUGAAGAGGGUUUGAACCAUAUAGCAAGAUUUGUAGAAUCUUUUGAAUCACAAUCUAAUGAAAUCUGGCUUGUAUUUCAUCAUGAAGGUGUCUCCUUGUCAAAGCUUAUUUAUACAGUGGAGGAAAUAGAAAAUAAUGCUGAUGAAGAAAAGGUUGAAGAAGUAAAGCGUGUUCAGGUAUUGCACCCUUCAAAAUGGUGGCAUUGGCUGAAGACAACAGAAGCAGGAAAAGAGGAAAUGCGCAACCUUAUAUGGCAGUUGUUGAUGGCAGUCAAGGCUUGCCAUGACCGCAACAUCACCCACAGGGAUAUCAAACCAGAGAACAUGGUGAUAUGCUUUGAAGACCAGGAGACUGGAAGAUGCUUGAAAGGAGCUCCCAGUAGAGACAAGAACUACACCACCAAAAUGCGCAUUAUUGACUUUGGUAGUGCAAUGGAUGAGUUCACUCUGAAACAUUUGUAUGGAUCAACAGGACCUUCUAGAGCUGAACAAACUCAUGAGUAUGCUCCUCCUGAAGCAUUUCUUAAUGCAAAUUGGUAUCAGGGGCCAUCAUGCUUGAACUUAAAGUAUGAUAUGUGGAGUGUUGGUGUUGUGAUUUUAGAGUUGAUCUUAGGAUCUCCAAAUAUUUUUCAAGUAAGUACUCUGACGCGAGCCCUUCUAGAACCACACAUUGGGGGUUGGAAUGAAGACCUCAAGGAGCUUGCAUACAAACUUAGGUCAUUAAUGGAGUUAUGUAUUUUGAUCUCUGGGAGUUCCUCUAAACAGCAUCCCAUGAUGGGCCAAGGUGGAGCUACUUCACCUGCUUCUUGGAAAUGCUCUGAAGAGUUCUUUGCACAACAAAUCAAGAGUAGAGAUCCUCUGAAAUUAGGGUUUCCAAAUGUUUGGGCUUUGCGGUUAGUGCGCCAACUAUUACUCUGGAAUCGAGAGGAUCGAUUGAGUGUUGAUGAUGCUUUGCAGCAUCCUUAUUUCCAACCUCCCCCUAAAAGAUGAGACAACAAGAAGCAUUCAAGUUUUUCCAUUUUAUGCACGAGUGAUUUCUGUUUGGUGAAGACAUUUCAGGGACCUUUUUCAAGAUUGAAAUGCCAAAUGAUAGAUGCUGAGAAAGUGUCCUUUUCUCUUACUUGAGAAUGCUCCUCACAGCACCAUGCUGUUUAUUGUCACCUCCAGAUAAAAUCAUUUCAUCAACAAGAUCUGACUAUUUCGGGAUCCAGUAUCAAUUUUUGGUGCCGAAGGAUCUGAAAUAGGGGCGAGCAUUAUUCAGUUUGAACUGAAUUACCAAACCAAACUGAACAGUUACUAUUCAGAAAUUCGGUUUAAUUUUUUAAAAAAUUUGGUCCGAUUUUAAUUUUUAAGAAAUUUAGUUUAUUCAGUUCGGUUCUUACUGUAAGAAAAUUGUAAUAACCGAAUUGAAAUUAGUGAAACACAUUUUUUUGGGCUUUUUGGCAAUUGGAGAUUUUUUCCACUGGAUUGGGCUGCCCCCAAGUGAAAGCCAAAUCCACAUAACAGGAGGCUUUUUGUCUUUAGGUCCAAAACGCCAUUGACUUUGGCCUUUUGGCCAUUAGUUAACUAUAUCAAAGCCAUCCCAAAUGGCAAAUGGACUUUGUCAUCAUAUUCCAACUAUUUCGUUGCUCCCUCCCCUCUACAGUCCUUCUUGGGAUUUCUUUGCCUGCCUUCAUGAUCUCACAUAACUAUUCCAUUCUCUUCCUCUCUCAUUGUCACUCAAUUCUCUGUCUCAAACUCUCCCAAACUCAAACUCACUCAAUUUUGCCUAGCUAUUUAUCAGUCCUCUAUUUUUUUUUUUCUUUUUCAUCUUCAAUCUUUGUCUCGUUGAUUUUUCAAUGGUUGCUCCACCUGUAAGGUAAUUUUCAUGCUUUGUGUUAGAUGUAUUGAUUUGCAUUUUGCUUCCUUCUCUAGUUCUCCCUCUCACCUCACAAAUCUCAAGCUUCAUAGCUUUACCCAUGACAAGUGAGUAAGGCUACCAGUGCACUCUCACCUCAUGCUUCACCCAUGGCAAAUGUGCCUUUGAUUAAAUUCCUCUACUUGGGUGCUAAUAUUUUUUUAUUAUUGAUGUAUUAUGUUGAUGGUUGAAUUUUGGGGUUUCUCUUUUGCAAUUUGCUGUGAUUGAAAUUUUGGCUUUGUUGGGUAAUUGGUUUUGAUUCUAUGUAAUUACUUGAAGCUUGUUGCAUAUGAGUGUUGGUUUCCUUUUUCUGUAUGGAGAAAUGUUGGGCAUUUGAUUGAAAAAUCAAUUAGUGUAGACUUCUAUGAAUUUGAAGUCUAAAUAAAUAGAGAGGAGCUCAAAAUUGAAUUACCAAACUAAGCCGAGCUGAAUAUUUCAGUUUAAUUUGAUUUGCUUCCUUUAUACAUUUCUAAUAAUUUGGUUUGUGAUUCGGUUUGGAAUUGAGCUGAUCGAAUGCACACUUCUAAUAUGAAGUUAUAAACUUUUGACAACUUAUUCCUUUUUUUUUAAUUGUGAUUUUCUUAUGGCCUAGUUAAAAUAUGAACUUAGGCCCUUUUUUCAAUUUUAUUAGAAAGUUUUAAUUUUAACAUUUUGGACCAUAAACUAUCUAAUUUUUGAAAUCUUUUUGCCACAUACUGGCGAUUUGGUAUCCCAAAAUGCUAACCUAGCAUUUAUACCUCAUUUCUAUUAUGCACAUCAGAUUAUAAAAAAAAAAAUGAAAUUGAAACUUUGCGUCUUGAAAGAAGAGAGAUUAACACUCUAAUUUCCAAUCGCCACUAUCAACAUUACUGGUAUACUUGAACUUCUACAAUUCUUUGAAAUUAAACCAAGUCUUCACCCAAACCUUGGCUUCAUAAAGCUUCUUCUUCCCAGCCUCGAUUUCUUCAAGGGUAAGGUGAUGCAGAGUCCCUGCCACUGCUUGCUCCUUCUCUUUUGCCUUUGCGACUCUAGCAAACUCUAGCAUCACAUUAUACAUAUGAAUUUCAAACACAACCAAAAUUCUCUCUCAACAAUCAAACCAACCCUAAAAGAUCACACAAAUAAAAACAUAAAGAACAAUUUGAGUUGAUACCUCUUUCUUGUUGUGUUCUUUGAUGAUGAAGUGAGUGAGGCCAUUGAACUUGACUCUGUUGGUGUUGACUUUGGAUUUGUGAACUCUUUCUAGAGUGGCCAUUUCUUCAUUGCAAAAACCAGAUGCUGCAAUUUCAAAAGGAGAGAGAAGUGAUAGUGAUGAGAAAAAGGAGAGGAGAAUGAUUUUGAAGAGGUGUGGCAUGUUCCAAUUUGUCCACUUCAAUACGCAAUGUCAAAUAGAAGAGAUGUUUCAACUUAAUGGUGGUGAUUGAAACUUUGGGUUUUAAUCUCUGUCCUCUUUCAAAAUGCCUUUUUUUUUUUUUUUUUCUGAAUCUGGUGUAUAUAAUAGUAAAUAAGGUAGAAAUGCAAGGUCAGCAUUUUGGGAGACUAAUUUGCUAAAAUGUGGCUAGAAAAUAGUAUUGUAAAAGUUAGAUUGUUAUGGUCCAAAUUGGUAAAACUAAAACUUCUUGAAAGAAUGGAAAAAAUGGCUUAAGUUAAUGAUUUUUUUUUCGCCAUUUGGUUUUUUUUUAUUAUUAUUUUUUUAU